AAACAACAAAGCACUGGAUAAUGUUCAAAAAUGUCAUUUGUGAGGCUCAGUUCACAAAGUUCAGUCGAUAUUAUAUAAAAAUGUUAAGGAAUCCGGCUGGUGAAAGAAAUAAACAGCCAAUUUUAGAAACUCUUCAACAGUAUAUUGAUGUCAAUAAAGAAAGUAGAUUGUUGGAGAUAUCUUCAGGAUGCGGACUUCAUAUUUCAUUUAUAUCGUCAUAUUUUCCAAUGACAAGGUUCCAGCCAUCAGAGUAUGACAAAGCUUUAUUUAAAAGUAUUAAGGAAUAUACAAAAGACUGUCGAAAUGUCAACGAGCCUAUUUUAAUCGAUAUUUCAAAAGAUGUUGAAUGUUGGGAUUCAAUGUGUGAUGGGCAAUUUCUAAAUUUGUGCACAAAUGUUUUUGAUUAUAUGCUGAAUAUAAAUAUGAUUCAUAUAACGGCGCUUGAGUGUACUGAAGGAUUGUUUAAAAAUUGCUCUAAACUUUUAAAGCCAAAUGGAUUGUUAUUUACUUAUGGACCUUAUAGCAUAAAUAAUGUUUUAAUACCUGAAAGCAAUGUUUCAUUUGAUAAAGGCUUGCGUCGUCAAAAUCCAUGUUGGGGUAUAAGAGACAUUGCUGAUUUAAAAUCUUUAGCACAAAAAAAUUCAAUGAAUCUCCUUAAAAUCCAUGAUUUGCCAUCCAAUAAUAAAUUACUAGUUUGGAAUAAAAAUUAA
Molecule: messenger RNA, 710 nt
Organism: Chironomus riparius
Lineage: Eukaryota; Metazoa; Arthropoda; Insecta; Diptera; Chironomidae
Source: the annotation of a GenBank genome assembly